This is a messenger RNA of Phytophthora nicotianae INRA-310, 412 nucleotides long. RefSeq lists its product as hypothetical. Bases 1 to 345 code for a protein of 114 amino acids. The record is from RefSeq and is a predicted model, not a curated record. NCBI's taxonomy places the organism in Eukaryota, Oomycota, Peronosporomycetes, Peronosporales, Peronosporaceae. The transcript has a single exon.
AUGGCUCAAGUUUUCGAGGUAAAUAAAGACGUGACGAGCGAGCACUUUCGUGCUGCCGCCACAGCAUCGAGCUGGCGAAAUGGUGAGAGUGCCGGCCGUCCUUUGCACUUCAACAUCAGCAAACGCGGCUGCUUCAGCUCUCGACCGUCCGUCGACGAUGGAUCGGAGCUCAACGACGUUCAUGUAGAAAGCUGUACAGGUCGUCAGACAGCUUUUGUAGGACACAAGCGCUCCCCCCGCUCGACACUACACGCAGUGGUUGCGUCCAUCUGCAGACACUUUAGCACAAGCUCUGGUGGCUUCUAUCUCACGCCCUCUUUAGCUAAAAGCGCCAACGUGCUCUGAUAAAUUAUCAGUCGUAGCUCAAAUAUCCGAUCUGCAGGCGAUGGAGGAUAAUCCACGCAACCAAGAC